GAAGAAUCGGAACCUCAAAUCGAAACUAAAGAAACAACAGAAGAACAGAAAACAAUUUCUGAAGAAAUCACUGAACAACCAAAAAAACAGAAAUGAUUGAAACCACCGAAGUUAUCGAAACCAUUGAGGAAACACCUGAUGGUGAUAAAAAGAUUGUCAAAAAGAUUAAAAAAGUCAAGAAACCGAAGGCCGAAAAGCCAGAAGAGAUUAAAACAGAAACUGAUGAAAUAAAAAUUACAGAAGAAAAACCAACCCAAGAAGAAAUUACUGAUCAGCCUAGUGAGCCAGAAUUGAUCGAAACCAUUGAAACAAUCGAAAUGACACCUGGUGAGAAAAAGAUUCUCAAAAAGAUCAAGAAAAUAAAAAAAUCGAAAGAACAACCACUUGAUGAAGAAUCGAAACCAGAAAUCGGUUAUGAAAAAUCAAUAGAGGAAGAGAAACCGAUUAUCGAAGAUAUUGAACAGCCUGUUGAAUCAGAAAUAAUUGAAACAACGGAAGUAAUCGAAACCAUUGAGGAAACACCCGAAGGAGAUAAAAAGAUUAUCAAAAAGAUCAAAAAAGUCAAGAAACCCAAAAUCACAGAAGAAAUUAGUUUAAAACCUGAUCAACAACAACCAAUCGAUGAAGAAUCUCUCGAAGAAGAGAUUCGUCCAAAAGAUCAAUCUGAAACCAAGAGAAAAAUAUUGAAGAAACCAAAACAAAAAGAAUCGAUCACCGAAGUUCAAGAAACGGGUGAUAAAGAAGUGAUUGAAGAAAUCAAAACAGAUUUCUUCGAAGAAAUUAUUGAAUUGCCCAAAGAUGAGGAACAAAAACCAGAAACAAUUGAAACGACACCUGAAGGUGACAAAAAAAUUGUGAAAAAGAUCAAGAAGACAAAGAAACUGAAAGAGGAAAAACCAGAAGAAAUGAAACCAGAAAUCAAAGAUACAAAACCAACUGAAGAAGAGAAACCGAUCCAGGAAGAUAGAACUGAACAACAACCAAAAGAAAAAGAAAUGAUUGAAACAACCGAAGUAAUCGAGACAAUCGAAAUGACACCUGAAGGUGAGAAGAAAGUUGUCAAAAAGAUCAAGAAAACAAAGAAGGCAAAAGAAGAGAAACCAGAAGAUGAAAAGCCAGAUGAAAAAGAGAAAGCAAAACUUGAAAAAAUUAUUGAACCUGGUAAACCAGAAAUGAUUGAAACAACUGAGAUUAUUGAAACUGUUGAAGAAACACCUGAAGGAGACAAGAAAAUUAAAAAAGUCAAGAAGCCUAAAAUUGAAGAAAUUAAACCAACAGAAGAUGAAAAGCCAAUCAUUAAAGAAAUGACUGAAAAACAUAACGAAUCAGAUAUUGUGGAAUCCACUGAAAUAAUUGAAACGAUCAUAGAAGACACAUCAGGAGAUGAUAAGAAAGUUGUCAAAAAGACUAAAAAAAUUAAAAAGCCAACAAAGACAACAUCUGAUGAAGAAUUAGUGGAAUUGAUUGACAUUUAUGAAGUAGUUGAAUCUAUUCCAGCAAUUGAACAAGUUGAUGGUAAAAAGAAAAAGGUUCAUAAAAUAAAGAAAAUCAAAAAACCAGAAGCCAUUGAACCGAUUGAAUAUAAAGAAGAACCAGAAGAUCAAGUGAUUCUGGAUUCAGAAGAUAAACCAGAAAAAGUCAUCCGAAAAAUGAAAAAAGAUAAAAAACCAAAAGAUCAGCGAAUUGAAUCAGAAGAAAUAUUAGAUGAACCAAAGACUGAAGAAAUCAUUGAAACUGUAGUGGAAAUCGUUACACCAGAAGGCAAGAAAAAAGUUGUUAAAAAGUUGAAGAAAAUCGAGAAAACUGAUGAAAUGAAACCAAAGGAAGAAGAAGAAAAAGCUCUGAAGAAUCAACAGAAAUGAUCGAAGAAAUUGAAACACCAGAAGGUAAACAAACCAUAUUGAAAAAAGUAAAGAAAAUCAAAAAGAUUAAAAAGGAAAAACCAAGUGAAGAACAAACAAAACCAGAAAUUGAAGAAAAACUGAUUCUUGAAAAUAUUGUUGAAGAGCAGCCUGAUGAACCCGAAGUGAUUGAAACAACCGAAGCCAUUGAAACUAUUGAAGAUACACCAGAAGGU
Molecule: messenger RNA, 2077 nt
Organism: Dermatophagoides farinae (American house dust mite)
Lineage: Eukaryota; Metazoa; Arthropoda; Arachnida; Sarcoptiformes; Pyroglyphidae
Source: RefSeq, a predicted model, not a curated record